This is a messenger RNA of Schistosoma margrebowiei, 5891 nucleotides long. The record is from the annotation of a GenBank genome assembly. NCBI's taxonomy places the organism in Eukaryota, Metazoa, Platyhelminthes, Trematoda, Strigeidida, Schistosomatidae.
ACUUCUAUCUGAAGUUUGUGCUGAUGAUGUCGUUCAGAAGAACGAUGAAAGCUCCACGACCAAACCAUCCAGAUGAGAGAACAAAAUUCCAUCAAAAACAUAAAAUCCUUGUGAGAUUUUCUCAAUGGUUCAUCCGCAAAAAUAGUCAGGUGUUUGUUGGUUGUUUUGACAAUAAGGAAAAUGAUUUUAACCGUUGGUAUUAUUCUGAACAGUUUCAACAGAGAACUUACUGUAAGCUACCAAAGUAAUAAACAUCUUAUAUAUUUAUCAAUAUAAUUUUCUUAUGACAAUAUUUCUACCGAAAUAUAACCAUAAAAUAUAUCAGUAAUGAUACGUUUUACUUCUAACUAUUAAGAAUUUCAUUUUCUUCAAUGGUCGAGAACAUGAGUGAAUUGAAGUUAAAUCACUAUAAAAAACUUGAAAGCAUUAGAAGGCUGUUUUGUCUUAGAGUGGGAUUCUUCAGCAAUGCGCAUUCACGAUCCCGCCUAGUGAGGGAUUUUUGUUUGAAACUAAAGACUAUCCUCAUGAUGGUAUGAUUUUACAAUAUUAAUUAUAAAGUAUAAGACUUCAAAUGAUAUUCAAUAGAAUGAUAAAGCUGUAUAUAAAUGAAUAUUUUAAAUAAGCAAAUCAAUAAAAUGUCUCAUUGAGAAACCAUCAGUAAAACUAAUUUAUUCAACAUACCCUGAUAUUUCCCAUAUAUAUUACCAUGUUCCCAUUUUCAUGUAUUAAAUGGUUUACUAUAAUCUAGUUGCUACAUAAAGUGAGACUAUACAGGAAAUAAUAGUCGGCAGAUACAAAUAUACGAUUGAGGAUUCAGUUCACUUAUCUAUAUUACAUUCUAGUUAGUCUAAUGUAGAAAUCUCAACUCAUUUAUUAUUAUUAUUAUUAUCAGAAUGGGUUUUGUGGAGAUUUUUGAAGCUAGACCACCAUGGAAAACCUUUUUUAUUACUACGUUACUUUAUGGCCCCUUUCUUUAUAUUUCCGAAUAACGGUAAGUUUUAUUUAGUUUUAAGAUCGAGAAUUAUUAAAAUUGUAAUUUAUCAUCGAUUCGAGUGACAAUUUCAAUAAAUAAUUUUUCUUGUAAAUGCACUUAUGGGGAACUACGAAAACCAUCAUGCAAAAGAUACAAGUGUUUAUCAACAGCUGUCUACGCAAAAUAAUUCGGUUCCGUUGGCCAAACAUUAUCAACAACAAUCUACUAUGGGAGAGAACAAACCAGAUUCCAGUGGAGGAAGAAGUUCUCGAAGUGGAUAGGACACACAUUGAAGAAAACACUCAUUUGCGUCACAACGUAAGCCCUCACAUGGAAUCCUCAAUGUCGAAGGAGAAGAGGACAAUCAAAGAACACAUUACGCUGAGAAAUGGAGACAGACAUGAGAAGAAUGAACAACAAUUGGAUAGAACUAUAAAAAAAGGCUGAAGACAGAGUGUGUUGGAGAAUACUGAUCAUUGGCCAUUGAGGUUAAUAGGCAUAAGUAAAUAAAUAAGUAUGGUUCAUUUUGAUAAGUUUUACUGUUUUCGUUCAUUGCAUUGUCAUUAUCGUUCUACUCAAUAACAUGUGUUUGAAUUCAGUGAGGCAAUUCAAAGCAAAACUAUGUACUAGUGUAACAAAUUCUUGUUCAAUAACCAUCCAACUUAUUGUUUUAAUUUCAUUGAAAUAUAUGGAAAAAUGUUUCUCAAUAUUGAUCAGCUGUUAUAAUUUUUUAUUUGUAACGAUUUUCUUUAACCAGUUUUGGUGUGGAAACGUUUUUUAUUUUACAAAAUACUCAAUGCAAACUGUUACUUGGUUCUUCAAAGAUCAUUCAGAAGAAAGAUCUACCGAUCAUCACAAUGGUUGUGGUUGUACUUAAGUCUAAUCUUCUUUCUAAUGGUUUGUAAAUUUGAGGGUUAGCAUACAAAAUUAGUCAGGAAAAAUGGAUGAAAAACAGAAAAAAAUUAUUAUAUUAUGUGAAAAAGUUGGAAAACAGGUAUCAUUGAGGUUUAGGCAAAUCGUUGACACUAAAGCAAUUUAGGUAAAAAAAAGAGUAGGAAGAAAUAAUGUUCUUUAUUCAUUCCUUGCAAGUGAUUGACCACUGAAUAAUUGUCAAAUUCAUGUCUGUUUAGUCUUUUUUUAAAUUUUGAUAUAAUUCUGUCUAUCAAGUUACAAUGUGACCAUUAGUUUAAGUAUUUUGACAUCACUUUCAUUUUCAUGACAUGUUAAAUGGUUGGAUCUAAUUGAGAAGAAGCCAUGAAUCUACGUAUCGUGCUAGCAAAUAAUAACCGACAAGGCAUACCUGUACAUGAAUAGCUUAAUUUAAAGGCCUUAUAUUGUGAAACUAUGUGAUGUGGGCUAGAAUCCUCUAGAAAGUAUCAAUUUUCUCAAGAUUACAGGUACCUCAGACUGACAAAUAGUAAACAGUCUAGGUUUGGACCCUCGCAUAGACUACUUCUAAUAACUUGACAUUCUCAAUUCCUAUUCUAGACAUAAGUUUAGAUUUUAUUGCUUCUGAAGUCAAGUUAUUGUAUAAAACAUUUUUGUUUUUUUAAUGGUUGAGAUCAUGAGUCAUUUGGAGCUAGAUCACCAUGGAAAACCUGGACGAACUGAACGGCCGUUUAGUCCUUGUUGGGACGGUAUAUUCCCAAAAUUCAUAUUUGUAAUUUUAUCAUAUCGAUUGACUCAUCGAUUAAAUUUUGGAUGGAAGUCACAUGAUGAACUUAUCGACUAAAUAUUCGAAUGCCUGUCGAGUGAUGAACUGAAUGAGUCAUGUUUAAAAAUAACAUUUAAUAUGACAAUAUCGAUUUUAUAUAUUUAUAUAUAUAUACGUUUAAAAUUGUGUCUGAGCGUUCGCUACGGUUCGCUGCUGCUGCUUGCUUGCUUGCUCGCUCGUUUUCUGGUUGUAUGCAGAAUAUAUUUUCCAUACCAAGCCUGGACUUCUCCUUCUAGUUAGCGGGGCUGGGACGCGUCAAUAGUUAGAUUACUGGUCUUUGGUCAUUGAGUAUUGUUCUCGUUCGCAGUCUAAGUGAACCCGUGAAGCUUCAAACCUAACAAUUUGGCGACGGUGAUUACGGAAAUAUGGAUCCAUCUAAACUUGAAUUAUUACUCGAGCAGCAGAUGAAACUUAUUCAAAUGUUAGCAGAUGCAAAGCUUACAUCUAAUUCUCAACCAAGCAGUUCUAAUCCUAUUACUACUGCACCAUCAGUUGAUGGUAUUGCUAACAGUAUCUCCGAGUUUCAUUACGAUCCAGAAUCCAAUGUCACGUUUGAUAUGUGGUUUCGACGUUACGAAGACUUAUUCAAAUUUGACUUUGCCAACCAGGAUGAUGCUUGGAAGGUCCGCUUGCUGCUUCGAAAGUUGGGUCCUAGUGAACUAGACAAGUAUUGCAAUCUAAUUCUGCCUUUAAACCCACGCGAUCGUUCAUUCUCCGACACUGUCCAGUCAUUGAGCCAACAAUUCGGAGACAACUCCUCACUAUUCAAUGCGCGCUAUCGAUGUUUGAAGCUCACUAUGAACGAAGAUGAUGAUUUUCUCACACAUGUGGGUAUUGUCAACCGAGAAUGUGAACGUUUCCGAUUGAAGUCGCUUACUGAAGAUCAAUUUAAAGCACUCAUUCUCAUCUGCAGCCUUCAAUCGCAGAAGUUCAGUGACAUUAGAACACGGUUGCUAAGUCGAUUGGACCAAGACCCAAAACUAACUCUUAAUGAUAUUGCAAAUGAAUAUCAACGUCUAAUCAAUCUACAGCGUGAUACUACAAUGGUCCAGCGUGGUGGUUCAAAUCGUACCGAAGUUCAUGUAGUCCAACAACCACUUAACUCGCAUAAAUCUGCCCCAGCUACAUCUAGUUCAGGUCGACAGACAAAAACAAAUCCUCCUGCUCCAUGCUGGCACUGCGGUGCAUGGCAUUUUGUUCGAUACUGUCCAUAUAAGCAACAUCGGUGCAGGAAAUGUAAUGCGGUGGGUCAUAAAGAUGGUUUUUGUCGAAAAAAGAAGCCGAGCAACUCCAGAGGUACCAGAAAACCUACGCCUAGAUCCAACACGAAUUCGUUGAGUCUAAUAGCAGGCUGUGAGAACUCAACCCCAGUUGAGAGGAAAUUUAUUACCCUUAAUAUUAAUGGGCAUUCAUCGAGAUUGCAAAUAGAUACAGCAUCAGAUGUCACUAUCCUCUCUCGUAAAACGUGGACCAAAAUGGGCAGCCCAAACUUGCAGUGUACAACGCAAAAGCCUCGUACUGCGUGUGGUAAUUACCUUCACCUGCUUGGACAAAUGGAAUGUACAGUUACUUUCCGUGAAUUGGCAUUUGUUGGGGUAUGCUACAUAACACCAGCUGAUCUAAAUUUGCUUGGGUUAGAUUGGUUCGAUCACUUAAAUUUAGCUGAUGUUCCGUUGAAUACCAUAUGCAACCUGGUAUCACAACCCCAACUUCGACAACAACCACAUGACUUGGAAGCAUAUACGAGGAACCUAAUGACGGAGUUUUCGACCAGCGAACAUCAUACGGCCGGCGAAGAUGCAGUUAUUGCCUCUCCAUUGACAGAGGACCGCACACAGUGUCAACAAGCAGCCAAGUGUAACGCAAAAAUACUGCCGGUCCCAUGGCCACAGCCUGAGUAUCCCUGGUCCAGGAUACAUGUCGAUUUCGCAGGCCCAAUUAAUGGAAUUACCUAUCUAGUCGUUGUUGACGCCUUUUCGAAAUGGCCAGAAAUCGUUCCCGUCAUACCACCAACGACAACUCAAACGAUACAACUUUUGACAGAGAUGUUCUCUCGCAACGGAUUACCGGAUAUAAUUGUUUCCGAUAAUGGUUCGCAAUUCACUUCAAGUCAAUUUCAAGAAUUUUGCAAACGCCUAUCGAUCAAGCAUUUCCGCUCUCCACCUUACCACCCACAGUCAAAUGGACAAGCAGAAAGAUUUGUAGAUACAUUCAAGAGAGCUCUAAUGAAGUCGAAAGGGGAGGGGACGACAGUAGAAACACUGCAGAAUUUCUUGUUUGUUUACCGAACAACACCUAAUGAUAUGCUACCACAGCAGAAGUCCCCUGCAGAGAUCCUGAUGGGAAGGAAAUUGAGCACGAUCCACAGUCUCAUGUGCCCAAGAACCACACCACCACCAUCCCAUAACAAAUCUCAGAAGCUUCCAGCGUACGAGGUUGGAUGCCCCGUGUUCGCUCGAGACUACAGAGCAAAUCAUGGUCCUUGGAUCGAAGCACGUGUGAUUGGAAGACUAGGUCAAGUUAUGUACGAGGUAAAGGUGGGAAGAGACACGUGGACUAGACACCGAAACCAACUACGUAAGCGGAUUGCCCCAGACCACCCAUCAAAUGGAGUAAAUCUUCCCCUCGACAUCUUGCUUGAUACUUUCAACUUACCUGCAGCCCCAUCACAAGAAGCUCAACAGCAAGCUGAUCCCCGUCCCAGAAGGUGGCCUCUCCGUCAGCGGCGAACUACAGUCAAAAUGCAAGUCGACCCCAGAAAAGCGCGCUAUUAAAAAGGGGAGGAGUGUUGGGACGGUAUAUUCCCAAAAUUCAUAUUUGUAAUUUUAUAUCGAUUGACUCAUCGAUUAAAUUUUGGAUGGAAGUCACAUGAUGAACUUAUCGACUAAAUAUUCGAAUGCCUGUCGAGUGAUGAACUGAAUGAGUCAUGUUUAAAAAUAACAUUUAAUAUGACAAUAUCGAUUUUAUAUAUUUAUAUAUAUAUACGUUUAAAAUUGUGUCUGAGCGUUCGCUACGGUUCGCUGCUGCUGCUUGCUUGCUUGCUCGCUCGUUUUCUGGUUGUAUGCAGAAUAUAUUUUCCAUACCAAGCCUGGACUUCUCCUUCUAGUUAGCGGGGCUGGGACGCGUCAAUAGUUAGAUUACUGGUCUUUGGUCAUUGAGUAUUGUUCUCGUUCGCAGUCUAAGUGAACCCGUGAAGCUUCAAAC